This is a messenger RNA of Suillus bovinus, 821 nucleotides long. RefSeq lists its product as uncharacterized. The transcript has 3 exons. The record is from RefSeq and is a predicted model, not a curated record. Gene Ontology annotation, biological process: translational initiation. Lineage: Eukaryota; Fungi; Basidiomycota; Agaricomycetes; Boletales; Suillaceae. The coding region runs from base 112 to 555 and encodes 147 amino acids. Gene Ontology annotation, cellular component: cytoplasm. Gene Ontology annotation, molecular function: RNA binding; translation initiation factor activity.
AGUAACUGUUAGUUAUGCCGAAGGUGCGUAAAUCACCAUAUCUUUUCACAAGCAUUCAAGCUGAUCAUCCAUCUCAGAAUAAAGGAAAGGUCACAUCUUGUCCUAUAUCUAAUGUUAUCUAGUGCUGAACGCCUUUUUCUUCAGGGUGGAAAGAACCGCAGACGUGGAAAGAACGAAAAUGACGACGACAAGCGUGAAUUAGUCUUUCGUGAAGAUGGACAAGAAUACGCACAAGUAACAAAGAUGCUUGGUAAUGGUCGUCUCGAGGCAAUGUGCUUCGAUGGGGAGAAGAGGCUAGCCCACAUUCGUGGUAAGAUGCGAAAGAAGGUGUGGAUUAACCAGGGAGACAUUGUACUCCUUUCUCUGCGGGACUUCCAGGAUGACAAGGCCGAUGUUAUUGUUAAGUAUACGGCGGAUGAGGCGAGAAAUUUAAAGGCCUAUGGCGAGCUGCCAGAGAACGCGAAAAUCAACGAGACAGACACCUUCCCCGAGGAGGAUGGGGAGUGUACUUUCGAAUUUGGUGAUGAAGGGGAGGUCGAUAUCGACGAUAUUUAAUCCCAUCCCUGUAUCAACCAUGUAUCAUUCUUGCUUGUAAGUGGGUGCCUAUUUUGUAUCGCCGGUAUUGACUGGGCCGUAUCUUCAGUGUAUUCUGUAUUGGCCAUUUCAACGCAUCUUGUACAUUGUACUCCUGCGGACAUGAAUUGAUUAGACGCAAUUUCAGGCACUGGCAGCGUGUAUCAAUCCGGAUGUAGUCACUUCAUAGUUCAAACUCAUAACUUGUAUUGAUUCUCCUGAUUGAAGCCAGCGCUGUAUCCCUACCA